AACCGAGCGCACGGUCUCCUGUCUUCUCCCCGGCAGUUCUCGCUUUCCAACUUCCAUUCCCUGUAGCUUCCCUCCCCUCCCUUCCUCGAACUCCGCGCGGGCGGCUGCGAUUCCCAGCGUCCGAGCACCCCCUUCCCGGUGUCCACCCCGGCGGAGGACCGGUCUCCGGCUGCUCCGGCGCCGGAUGAGCGAGGAAGGCGGUUUCUUGGGCGAGCUGCCUGUCAGUGUAGCGGCGGAGUAGCGGGCUGACUCCAUGAUGUUCGGUUCGAGGAGGGUGGAGGACGAGAUGGCGCUCACGAGGCAGCGGACCGUCAGAUUCCAUGAUGAGAGGGCAAAGGCAACUAUACCCAUUCACCAGAAACAGCAUGGGCUGGCUGCUAGCAGGCUUGGCUUGGGAAGUUCAGGGAAAAACAAGAUUUUUGUGGCAGGAGAUGACUUGUGGUACAACAAGAUUAUUGACCCAUCAAGCGACUUCAUCUUGACAUGGACCUACAUCUUCCGUGUGUCAUGCUUCAUUGCUCUGUUCAUGGAUCCUCUGUAUUUCUAUGUGCCUAUAAUCGAUUACAGGCCAACUCCUGCUGGCACACCAACCAUUCCUUGUGCUGGGAAGGAUAGACGCAUAGCCAUCAUCGUUACUGUCUUCCGAUCAAUUGUUGAUCUCUUUUAUGCCAUCCAGAUAAUAAUAAAGUUCAGGACCGCUUAUAUUAAUCCAAACUCAAAAUUAGGGGUUUUUGGUCGAGGAGAUCUCAUCACAGAUCAUAAGGAAAUUGCAAAGCAGUAUUUAAGAUCUGACUUUGCAGUUGAUUUAGUGGCUUCAUUGCCUUUACCACAGAUCAUUAUUUGGUCUGUGAUACCAGCUAUCAAAUAUUCGUCGUCUGAGCAUGGCAAUGACAUGCUGCUUCUGGUUGCUCUUUUCCAGUAUAUCCUACGAUUAUACCUCAUGAUUUCCUUGAAUAAUAAAAUAGUCAAAAUUACUGGAGUUUUUGCAAAGACUGCCUGGCAAGGAGCUGCAUACAAUCUGCUGUUAUACAUGAUUGCUAGCCAUGUUUUAGGAGCACUAUGGUACCUUCUAUCCGUUGAUCGCCAGUUCGCAUGUUGGAAAAAAUAUUGCAAUGAGACUGAAAUUCGGUAUCUGUAUUGUGGUGUAAUACCAGAUCCUAGUUGGAACGGAACCUUAGUCUUUUCUAGAUGUAAUGCUAGUAGCAAACCCGAUUUUGACUUUGGUAUGUUCCAGCCACUGUUAUACAACGAAACUCCUAAUCAGAGCUUCCUGAAGAAAUAUGUCUAUUGCCUUUGGUGGGGCUUGCAGAAUCUAAGUUGCUAUGGCCAAACAUUGACUGUGAGUACCUUUCUUGGGGAGACACUGUAUGCUAUAUUCUUGGCGAUGGUCGGUCUUGUCUUGUUUGCGCAUUUGAUUGGAAAAGUCCAGACCUACCUGCAAUCAAUCACUGCAAGGGUUGAGGAAUGGAGAAUAAAGCAGAAAGAUACUGAGGAGUGGAUGAGACAUCGGCAACUACCCCAUGAAUUGCGGGAAAGAGUGAGAAGAUUUAUUCAUUACAAGUGGCUGGCAACUCGAGGUGUGGAUGAAGAAUCUAUAUUGAUUGCUCUGCCUGCAGAUCUUCGCCGUGACAUUAAGCGCCACCUUUGCCUGGAUCUUGUUCGUCGGGUCCCACUUUUCUCCCAGAUGGACGAUCAACUUCUAGAUGCCAUCUGUGAGCGUCUUGUAUCUUCCUUGAGCACAGAGGGUACAUAUAUUGUCCGUGAAGGUGACCUGGUGACUGAGAUGCUCUUUAUCAUUCGUGGUAAGCUGGAAAGUUCCACUACAGAUGGUGGUCGGACGGGUUUCUUCAAUUCAAUCACCCUCAAACCUGGUGAAUUCUGUGGCGAAGAGCUCCUCGAAUGGGCUCUAGUUCCCAAGCCUACUGUCAACCUGCCAUCAUCCACUCGGACGGUGAAGGCAAUCCUCGAAGUUGAGGCAUUUGCUCUCCGAGCUGAGGACCUCAGGUUUGUCGCCAGCCAAUUCAGGCGCCUCCACAGCAGGAAGCUGCAACACACUUUCCGGUACUACUCUCACCAUUGGAAGACAUGGGCCGCGUGCUUUAUCCAGCAUGCUUGGCGCCGCCACAAGAGGAGGAAGAUGGCCAAGGACCUGAGAAUGAGGGAAUCAUUCUCCUCCAUGAGGUCAUACGAAGGCCAUGGCUCCCCCGAACAGAAUUUCACGCUUAGGAGAGGAGUAAGCAUCAUCAAAGAAUUGCCUAAGUUCAGGAAACCAUCGGAGCCAGAUUUCUCAGCAGAGCAUGAUGACUGACUGAGGGAUAGCUGAAUAGCUGGUAAGGCAAGAUUGCUGCUUCUGUUGCGAACAAACCCUGCUCUCUAUUGGUCUUUCCACAAACACGCAUUGGUUUCAGGCUGGGGGGAAGACAGGACUUUGUUGUUGUGGGCUAACCUAUUGUUAGCGCAUUUUUCACCGUUCAACCAAUUGUUCAUACUGUACAUACACAUGUAGUUCUGCUUGUGGCAUUGUAUUCUAGGGACCUCACCUUAGAGUAGAAGAUUGUUGUAUUGGCUGGCGGAGCUGAUUUUACUUCCUCCUUCCAGGGUUCAACUAUUCUUAUUUUUUUGAAGCUUCUAAAUUGCAGCAGGAUGUACCGCCAUUUGUUUGUUUUACACCGGUAAUGCCAGACUGGCUUGGUUAUUGAUUGUGACAUUUACGGUCAGAUUAACGAGAAUGAAACAAUAGGCACAUUUAUUUGA
Setaria italica (foxtail millet) is the source of this 2754-nucleotide messenger RNA. Its product is annotated as cyclic nucleotide-gated ion channel 17. The transcript is spliced from 7 exons. Lineage: Eukaryota; Viridiplantae; Streptophyta; Magnoliopsida; Poales; Poaceae. Gene Ontology annotation, biological process: potassium ion transport; transmembrane transport. Gene Ontology annotation, cellular component: membrane. The coding region runs from base 254 to 2308 and encodes 684 amino acids. The record is from RefSeq and is a predicted model, not a curated record. Gene Ontology annotation, molecular function: voltage-gated potassium channel activity.